AUGGCUGGAUCCCUCAGCGGCAUGUUCGCCAACCAGCCGCCUGGGCCGCCGCCGCCACCGGGGCCUCCUGGCGGGCCCGGCCCGGCCGGCCUCAUCCCGCCUCCGACGGGGCCGCGCAAUCCCAACAACACGCUUGUGGACGAGCUGGAAGCGUCCUUCGAGGCCUGCUUCGCCUCGCUGGUGAGCCAGGACUACGUGAACGGCACAGACCAGGAGGAGAUCCGCACUGGUGUUGAUCAGUGCAUCCAGAAGUUCCUGGAUGUGGCAAGACAAACGGAAUGCUUCUUUUUACAAAAAAGACUGCAGCUGUCAGUUCAGAAACCAGAGCAAGUCAUUAAGGAGGAUGUUUCAGAACUAAGAAAUGAGUUGCAGAGAAAAGAAGCAUUAAUUCAGAAGCAUUUGAGUAAACUGCGACACUGGCAGCAGGUCCUGGAAGAUAUCAGCAUACAGCACAAAAAGCCUGCAGAAAUGCCUCAGGGUCCACUGGCGUACCUAGAACAAGCAUCUGCCAAUAUUCCUGCUCCAAUGAAGCAAACAUGAUCUGUGAUUUUACGUAUCGGACUGUUUUCAACAAUGCAAAGCAAGCGUGGUAGUCUUACUUUGUAUGCUUUUUGUAUAAUGUAAUUUGUAAUACAAAUAUAAAUA
Molecule: messenger RNA, 645 nt
Organism: Indicator indicator
Lineage: Eukaryota; Metazoa; Chordata; Aves; Piciformes; Indicatoridae
Gene: MED28
Product: mediator complex subunit 28
Exons: 4
Coding region: 1-540 (179 amino acids)
Cellular component (GO): mediator complex
Source: RefSeq, a predicted model, not a curated record